GCAAGAGUGGAAGGGUCAUGAUAUCCAUCGACAUUCCUUAGAGUAGCCAAUGUUCCCGGCACAAGAUUGUGAUUGUUUUCCGUGCAUGUGCUUGGGGCUCGUGCAGACAACUACCAACUAAGGUGACCAGUACGAAAAAUGUCCAUCCACCUUCAGGGAUGGGACUCAACCCUCAAGGAGAACUGCCCCUAUCCUGCCGUUCAAAGUGGGUGAAGUGAAGAAAAGACACUCCUGAGAGAUAGACUUUGAAGCUUUCGCCUUGGUCCCAGGGCUGCUGUGAAGGCCAGAGCGGCCGCGAGCUGGUUCCAUUUCCAACGAGAGGACAAGGCGCCUGGAAACAUUUUGAAGCGCACCGAGGCCAAAAGAAAGGGAACGACACGCUUGCUUGGAUCAGCAGUCAAUAUUGCUUUGCACUUUAGUAGGCGGUGUUUUUGUUCUGCCACUUUGAAGUGGUUCAUGAGGACUCGGAAAUCUAUCAACCAUGGAUAUGGAACAAAGUAACGAGCCUCCCCCUCAGGUGGACCCCCCCGAGGUAAAUGCCGAGUCCCAAAGUGGGGUUAAAGUCGACCAAAAUCUAGGCGCUCUCAAGUUAGCCAAAGUCAAUGUGGUCCUUCGGAGGUGUGAUGAAGAGGUACAAGAGUCCACCGAGCCUCAGAAGCCCGCUGAUCCUGGUAAAGACGCAGUUCCAUCGCAAGCUGAAGAUGCCCUCGAAGAUAUGGAACACGAGAUUUUGGAUCCGGACAAUCCUGGCAUCGAUGCCAAACUUAUUCAAAGGGAAGGUGACUCUGCUCUUGAUAACCCAGAGGGUGGAGAAGACUCAUCAAGCGAAUCGACGUCGAGUAAAUCCGGCUCGGGCAAGAGGACUUCAUCCCGACUUCAGGAUCCCGAACGAGCGGCUAAACACAAGGCAUUCUUACAGAAGGUCACAGUGGCAACUAACGGCAGUAUGGAGUCGUUUUUGGAACAAGAAGCCACAAAAAUCGAGGCCAUCCCACCCUUGAAGAGGAAAAUCAGCCCUACUGGGGCCCACAGUGACAGUAAAAGAAGACGAAGCUCAAGGAACAAUUCGGCGGGACAGGACGCCAGUAAUGAUUGUUAUUGUUGGAUAUGCCACAAGGAAGGUGAUGUAAUUUGUUGUGAAACAUGUCCAAGAGUGUUUCAUUUGAAAUGUAUCCAACUGGAAAAUGCACCGACCGAGGAUUGGGUGUGUCCAGAAUGUGUCUUAAUAAUGACUGCCGAAAACAUGGACACCAGGUCUCGGGCAAUGAGGUUACUCAACGUUGAUCAGUUGUGCACACUUUUGCGACACGCCCUCAACCGCAUGCGUUCCAUUUCGUCCAUUGAUCCUUUCCUCAAGCCGGUGGAUUUGGGUGUCUUUCCCGCUUACAAAGAUUACAUCACUUGUCCCAUGGAUCUCAGUGCCAUUGAGCGCAAUAUCAAGCGGAAACAAUACGGUUCAACUGAGGCUUUCCUAGCUGAUACCAAAUGGAUCCUUCACAAUUGCAUCAUCUUCAAUUCGCUCUCAUCCAAGUUAACGUCCAUUGCCAAAACACUCGUGAAAAUUUGCAAGCACGAAAUGCAAGAGAUCGAGAACUGUCCGGACUGUUACAUGAACGCCCACACCAAGAAAGACUCUUGGUUCGUGGCAGCGUGUCGCAUUCCUCAUUUGUUGGUGUGGGCCAAGCUCAAAGGGUUUCCUUUUUGGCCUGGCAAGGCCAUGCGUGUGAACGCCGAGGAAAGUGUCGAUGUGAGGUUCUUCGGGGUACAUGAUAGAGCUUGGAUUCCGCUCAAAGAUGUCUAUUUAUACUCGGAGGAGCCACCGGUUCAUUUGAAGAACAAGAAGAAGGGAAACUUGGAGAGUUGCGUUGAAGAAGUGAAUAUGUAUAUUAGCAAUAUCACAGAGAAGUUCGGGUCCUUUCAACACGCUCCACCUAAAACCCCAUUGGAUCCUAAACGCGAAGAAGAGCAGAUCCGAAUCUUGUAUCCGAAGUGUUCCUUGCCCUUUGAACUGGGACCGGUAAGAAGACGAACUCGGACCUAUAGCUUCUCUGGAAGUGAGCGAAGUCAUUCUAAUACCCCCACGCCCAGCGAAACCGAUUACAUGGAUGACGCCCAUUCUAACCCUCCUGUAGAAAGCCAAACCAUUCUUGAAGGUACUAAAACCGAGACGGAAGCGGGACAAAACGAAGCCAACAAGAAGGAACCCACUGAUGCCGAGACUCCGAUGGAAACUACCGAGGUCGACAAGGAGACAAAGGAGGAUGCGAAAGUGAAAAGUAAAGACUCAAAAGACGGCGAUGAAACCAAGCGGAGUGCUGUCAGCCCCCCUUGUGAGGUGUCCAGUACAACCCUCAUGUCAGAGGAGGAGAAGGAAAAGAAGAGGAAAGAAAAACUGGCGGGCUUGGAUGAGACGGAAUCCGAUAAAGAUAAGAAAACCGUGGUGAAAGAGGUUGCCGUGAUUGCAGAGACCUCUGAAACAGUCGAGCUUGAAGGAGUGUUAAAUGAAGAUGAGCAUGAAAAUGAACUUAUCUUGGACGAAGAGGAAAUCGAUGACGUCGAGGAAACUCCGGACGAUGACUUGGAGGGUGAAAAUGAAUCUGAGCCUUCGAAAGAAAGUUCUACAAAAGAAGUACAAGAGGAAAAACAGGCAGUGUCAAGGGAAUUGGAAGGCACUGAAAAAUCUUCAAAAGAUGAUCCAACUCCCUCAGCAUCUCCUACGCCCGCAUCUGCACCUGAAGAUAAAAAGAAAGAAGCUCCACAAUCUGUGAAGGAACCUGAGACCAAGGAGGCACCAACUGUUUCCGAAGAUGUCAUCAAAUCUCCUGAGAGUAUGGAAAUAGACGAUGUUGAACCUGACGCUGAAGAGAUCCUUGACGACGAUGAUGAAGCCGUUGAUCCAUCAAGCCUUUUCGGCUCAGGGAUAAGUAUUUCAGUGGUCGGCAAACCGGUAGAUUUACCCAAACCAGCCCUAGCUAAACCAGCCUCAGCUAAACCAGCCCCAGCGAAAACAGCGAAGCAAGCCAAACCUACGGAACAGCCUAAGGUUCAAGCUCCUCUGGCAGUGGCCAAAGAGAAGCCUGUGGCUGCUCAAGAAAAGCCUGUGGAAAGCCCACCAGAAGUCAGCAUUGGCAGUGACAUUAGUGUCACCAUUGUUCCCAAGAAAGCCAAUUCAAGCGGUCCCUCUGUUGAUGAGCCACCUCCCAAGAAGAUGCUGAGAAUUAGUGUGAAGAAAGAAAGUGAACUCAUGGGAACCACAGUGGUACCUCAACCAGCGAAGGACCUGGUGAAUGUUCAAUCUAACGUCGGUAUGCGCUCAAAGAAUGUGUUCCCUCGCAAAAGUACCGAUUCCAAUGAGGGUGAUGAAGCAAAGUGCUUGGGGAAAAACCCACCCGAUCCCAUCGUCACCAUCAGCAAAGUCCAAACCAUCGUUUCGAAAGAUAAAGAGUCGACGCAGACGUCAUCCAUGUCAUUGCUCAAAUCAUCUGUGAACAACAUAGGACAGAAGCCUACCAUGAGUUCCAAUCAGCCUCCAAGAAUCCCUACUUCCAGCCCCAUUUUAUACAGUGUCUCUCAAACGCCCCCCAAUUCAGCAAGUGUUGCCAUGAGCUCAGUUGGAAUGGGGAUGUCUCCAAUGCCCAAGACCUCGUUAGCGCCGAGCUCACUUGCCAGCAUAUUGGGCGCUCCGCGGAUGAACGGCCCCUCGUAUCGUAAUGGGCCCGGGGGAAUGCCGAUGCCUCAUGCCAUGCAAACUCGACCAGGUGGUCCCCCUAUGCCUUCAGGUAUGAUGCGUAUGCCGGGCCCUCCUGGACCUUAUCGUGGUCCAUCGCCAGGCGGACCAAUGGGUAUGCCUUCACUUCACCCACGCCCACCUACAGGUCCUUUGAGUGCCCCUCCCAAUAUUCCACCCACAGCUGGCCCUGUCUCGGAACAGCUACACAAAGUGGCCACGAAGUUGGUGGACUACAUGCGAGGAAGUUUGGAGGACCUUUUCCGAGAAUUGGCGUCAAAAGGUUCCCACGAGGCUCACAUCAAAUCUCUCCAAUUGGAAUUGGAAAAGAUGCAAUGGCGACAUCAGCAGGAGUUAGCCGAAGUAAAGCACAAUGCAGAUCUGAUCCUCUUGGAACUUCGCCAAUCCAUGGAGUCAGAAAAACAGAAGACCCUUAAUGACAUUCGCAAACAGGCGGAUAUUGAUCGACAAAAGGCGAUCUCUGAAACCAAGAAGAAACAAUGGUGCGCUAAUUGUGGAAAAGAAGCCAUUUUCUAUUGCUGUUGGAACACCUCGUAUUGCGAUUAUCCCUGUCAGCAAGCCCAUUGGCCAAGUCACAUGACAAGUUGUGCUCAAAACCAAUCAAACCAAGAUGAUGACUCACCGUCCGACAACCAAGAUCAAGCAGGUGGGAUGGACCCAUCCACAGCAGCUCAUUUCUUGUCUCGAUCCUCUGGUGGACCACCUGGACCCUCCAGAAAUGCCCAACCCAUGAAUUCCCGCGGUCUGCAGGGCGGACCCUCUGGAAUGCAUAUGAAUGGGCCCAUGGGGAUGAACCCCCGAUUCAUGUCGCAAAUGGGCCUACGCUUUCCUGGAGGAGUUCACGGAGGCCCAGGUGGGCCUCAGCCCCCUCGAGGAAUGGGUCAGCCUGGUGUUCGGUUUCCCUCAAGCUACUUCAUGUAGCAUCAAGUUGCUCAAGACUCUCUGUUGUUCUUCCCGAAUCCUUGGAUGUAAAAACGAGAGCGAAGACAAGCUCUGGCUUCCCAAAUGAAACCCUAUCUUAUUACCUUGUCAGCCAACGAAAUAGUAUUUAUACACUUUGCAAGGAAGACAUCCAUUUAUUAGAAACGUUUGGAUGGACCAACUACUAUUAAACCAAUAUUUUCCUUAAUAAUACUCAAUGUGCAUUUGUUUGUUCAAUAAGCAAUAAAACGAAAACACUUAAAAAAUUUGACAUCAA
This is a messenger RNA of Tigriopus californicus, 4946 nucleotides long. Its product is annotated as MYND-type zinc finger-containing chromatin reader ZMYND8-like. NCBI's taxonomy places the organism in Eukaryota, Metazoa, Arthropoda, Copepoda, Harpacticoida, Harpacticidae. Gene Ontology annotation, biological process: regulation of DNA-templated transcription. The record is from RefSeq and is a predicted model, not a curated record. The coding region runs from base 482 to 4669 and encodes 1395 amino acids. The transcript is spliced from 6 exons. Gene Ontology annotation, molecular function: protein binding.